Messenger RNA from Alternaria conjuncta, 339 nucleotides. RefSeq lists its product as uncharacterized. The transcript is spliced from 2 exons. Lineage: Eukaryota; Fungi; Ascomycota; Dothideomycetes; Pleosporales; Pleosporaceae. The record is from RefSeq and is a predicted model, not a curated record. The coding region runs from base 1 to 339 and encodes 112 amino acids.
AUGUCCCCAUCUGAGUCCAAUCGUUCCCUCAGCCCUAUCGGCCAAAUGUACAGGAACGAGUAUUUGCGGGCAGUCAACAUCUGGAAGUCUAGCUCUCGCGACGAGGCCUACAUCAUUGUAGGGAUCUUCUUGCUGACCCAGCCGUUGGCAAAUGGCACCAAGAUGGCUUCCAUCUUCUCCUUGGCAACUCAGACGAUUCGCGCGCGGGAUCUUUACGAUGAGAUGUCCAAGGAAACUCUUCGAAUAGACCCGAAUAAGGAUGUCGCAGGACUCACUCAAUACCUUGAGAUGGCCGAAGUAAUGCUGGCGCAGCCUCUAUUGAAACCCAUGGCUCGAUAG